Molecule: messenger RNA, 1532 nt
Organism: Spinacia oleracea (spinach)
Lineage: Eukaryota; Viridiplantae; Streptophyta; Magnoliopsida; Caryophyllales; Amaranthaceae
Product: UDP-glucuronic acid decarboxylase 5
Exons: 13
Coding region: 259-1287 (342 amino acids)
Biological process (GO): D-xylose metabolic process
Cellular component (GO): cytoplasm
Molecular function (GO): NAD+ binding; UDP-glucuronate decarboxylase activity
Source: RefSeq, a predicted model, not a curated record
UUCACAAAGGGGUCGGUCAGUCAAGACUCAAGACUGAAGAGUUUGGUAUCGCAUUGUUUUAAGGAUUCCGAAAGCAUAUCUCUUCACGUUUUCACAUCUUCCAUUACAUAAACCUCUUAAUUUAAUUUUGUCAAUCUUGCAUCAUUUCUCAAUUAACAAUUAAACACACCAUCUUCUCCAAGCAAUUCUCCAUUUUUUUUCCUGAAUAUCAAAGUGCCAAAAUCUGGUUGUAUAUUGAUUGAGUAGGAGAUCUGAGAAAUGGCAUCCAACGGAGAUAAGCAAUCAGGAACCAAGCCACCCCCUCCCCCUUCUCCUUUGAGAAAUUCUAAGUUUUUUCAGUCAAACAUGAGAAUUUUGGUUACGGGAGGAGCAGGAUUUAUUGGCUCCCACCUGGUGGAUAGAUUGAUGGAAAAUGAAAAGAAUGAGGUGAUUGUUGUUGAUAAUUACUUUACUGGUUCGAAGGACAACCUUAAGAAAUGGAUUGGACAUCCAAGAUUUGAGCUUAUCCGUCAUGAUGUCACAGAGACAUUACUGGUUGAGGUUGAUCAGAUAUAUCACCUUGCAUGCCCUGCGUCACCAAUUUUUUACAAGCACAACCCUGUAAAGACAAUCAAGACAAAUGUGAUGGGUACUUUGAAUAUGCUAGGACUUGCCAAGCGUGUUGGAGCCAGGAUUCUGCUUACUUCUACAUCAGAGGUGUAUGGUGAUCCCCUUGUGCAUCCUCAACCCGAAACUUACUGGGGAAAUGUUAACCCAAUUGGAGUUCGGAGUUGUUAUGAUGAAGGAAAACGUGUUGCUGAAACCUUGAUGUUUGACUAUCACAGACAGCACGGGAUUGAAAUCCGUGUAGCCCGAAUUUUCAAUACUUAUGGGCCUCGCAUGAAUAUCGAUGAUGGCCGUGUUGUCAGCAACUUCAUUGCUCAAGCACUUCGGGAUGAACCAUUAACAGUUCAGGCUCCUGGAACUCAGACUCGGAGUUUCUGCUUUGUGUCUGACAUGGUGGAUGGUCUAAUCAGACUCAUGGAAGGAGAGCACACCGGGCCAAUCAAUAUUGGAAAUCCUGGUGAAUUCACCAUGCUUGAACUUGCUGAGACUGUGAAAGAGCUGAUCAAUCCAAAAGUGAAGAUCAUCUCAGUGGAAAAUACACCCGAUGACCCAAGACAAAGGAAGCCGGAUAUAACAACAGCCAUGGAAUUGCUUGGUUGGGAGCCAAAGGUGAAAUUGAGGGAAGGACUCCCUCUUAUGGAAGAGGAUUUCCGCCUGAGGCUCGGAGUUCCCAAGAAUUGAACACGGUGACUUUUAAGUCUGUCUUUGUUAUACGAGUGGUGAGAGACAACGAGAAGAGUCGGUAAAAGAAAAGUUGGCGAAGUGGGCGUUUUUGUGAGUGUUUUUUCAAAAGUAGAGGAUUGCUUGAUAUUACCAUUUUGCUUCUAUCCUUGUCGUGUCAAAAAAUAGUCUAGGGGAACUCUGACUGUUCCCCUGUCGUUCAUUUUCUAUAAUCAUCAAUAUAUGAAGUUUCUCAUUCUAAAGUA